Messenger RNA from Periophthalmus magnuspinnatus, 1936 nucleotides. RefSeq names its product solute carrier family 6 member 5 (gene slc6a5). Gene Ontology annotation, molecular function: glycine:sodium symporter activity. Gene Ontology annotation, cellular component: membrane. The transcript is spliced from 15 exons. Gene Ontology annotation, biological process: sodium ion transmembrane transport; glycine import across plasma membrane; synaptic transmission, glycinergic. Lineage: Eukaryota; Metazoa; Chordata; Actinopteri; Gobiiformes; Gobiidae. The record is from RefSeq and is a predicted model, not a curated record. Bases 1 to 1929 code for a protein of 642 amino acids.
AUGAGCCAGACCACCAUCAUACUGGGCACAGACGGGAGCGCAAGUGUGCAGCCCGCUACGGUAAGUCCCGACGAGGGUGGAGAUGAGAACAAAGCCAGAGGAAACUGGUCAAACAAAUUGGACUUCAUCCUGUCUAUGGUCGGAUACGCAGUGGGGCUCGGGAAUGUGUGGCGCUUUCCUUACCUGGCGUUCCAGAAUGGAGGAGGGGCCUUCCUGAUCCCGUAUUUGACCAUGUUGGGAAUCGCAGGCAUCCCAAUCUUCCUCCUGGAGGUGUCUUUGGGGCAGUUUGCGAGUCAGGGGCCGGUCUCUGUGUGGAAGUGCAUCCCUGCACUGCAAGGUUGCGGGAUUGCCAUGUUGAUAAUAUCUGUCUUGAUAGCCAUAUACUAUAACAUUAUAAUGUGCUGGACACUGUACUACCUGUUCGCUUCGUUGAAGGGAGCUCUGCCGUGGGCGCACUGCCGGAACGCCUGGAACACAUUCGAAUGUAAGGACAAAGACAUGCUGGCACUCGACGCAUGUAUCCUGCGCGACAGAAACCUCUCUUCGGUCAGAAAUUCAUCUUUCUGUUUGUCAGCAAAUGCAGCAGGAAAUCUGACCAAACUCCUGAACAUGAGUAUGGACAUGAACAAGACCUACGUCAGUCCAAGCGAGGAGUACUUCAAGUAUAACGUGCUUCACAUCUCCAAAGGCAUAGAGCACCCCGGGGACCUGCGCUGGCCGCUGGCUGGGUGCCUGUUUCUGGCCUGGCUCAUCGUCUACGCCUCUCUGGCCAAAGGAAUCAAGUCCUCAGGAAAGGUCGUGUACUUCACAGCCACAUUCCCGUACGUGGUCCUGAUCAUUCUCCUGAUCCGAGGAGUCACUUUACCCGGAGCAGCCGACGGGAUCCUGUACUUUAUCACACCAAAGUGGGAAAAACUGAACGAUGCCAAGGUUUGGAAAGACGCAGCGACACAGAUCUUCUUCUCUCUGUCUGCCGCCUGGGGAGGCCUCAUCACCCUGUCCUCCUACAACAAGUUCCACAACAACUGCUACAGGGACACUAUAAUUGUGACGUGUACAAACAGUGCCACCAGUAUCUUCGCCGGUUUCGUCAUCUUCAGCGUGAUCGGGUUUAUGGCACAUGAGCUCAAAGUGCCCAUCGAACAGGUCGCAGACGAAGGACCUGGCAUCGCAUUUGUGGUGUACCCGGAGGCUCUGACCCGACUCCCGCUCUCGCCAUUUUGGGCCAUCAUCUUCUUCCUCAUGCUCCUCACCCUCGGACUGGACACAAUGUUUGCAACGAUUGAGACGAUCGUGACAUCGGUUUCAGAUGAGUUUCCCAAAUAUCUGAGGAAACACAAACCUUUGUUCACUCUGGUCUGCUGUGCGUCCUUCUUCAUCCUGGGCUUCCCCAUGAUCACAGAGAGUGGGAUGUACAUGCUGCAGUUGGUGGACACGUUUGCUGCCUCAUAUUCUCUCGUCAUCAUCGCCAUCUUUGAGCUGGUCGGAAUCUCAUAUCUCUACGGUCUGCAGAGGUUCUGUGAGGACAUCGAGAUGAUGGUUGGAUUUCAGCCAAACCGUUUCUGGAGGUUGUGCUGGGCCUUCGUCACCCCCACCAUCCUCACGGGCAUCUUGUUCCUGAGCCUGUACCAGUGGAAAGUGAUGACCUAUGAGGACUACACCUACCCCACCUGGUCCAUGGUCCUGGGGUGGCUCAUGGUCAUCUGCUCCGUCAUCUGGAUCCCCAUCAUGUUUGUCAUCAAGAUGCACCUGGCGCCCGGCUCCUUCAUCGAGCGUCUGAAGUUGGUGUGUGCUCCUCAGCCUGACUGGGGCCCAUUCCUCAUGAAACACCGCGGAGAACGUUACAAGAACAUGAUCGACCCUCUCGGAACAAACUCGCUCGGCCUCAAACUCCCACCCAAAGACUUCCAGCUGGGAUCCUACCAGUAGCACCACA